Messenger RNA from Eimeria mitis, 951 nucleotides. RefSeq names its product P97, related. The record is from RefSeq and is a predicted model, not a curated record. NCBI's taxonomy places the organism in Eukaryota, Apicomplexa, Conoidasida, Eucoccidiorida, Eimeriidae.
AUGCAGUUGCUGAGCUCAGAGGAAGAAGGAUGGAGGCUUUUCCGGGCAUUUGUAGAAGCCAUAGGCACCCAUCUUCCAGCAACUUUCAAAGAGUGGGAGCCGGAAGCGGCUGAGUUGCUGGCGGGGGCGCAGGCUGGCUGGCGGUCCUCGUCUCGCUGGGGUGCGCCUCGCCGGGUCGAGGUGUUCGCUCUUAGACAGGCUUUGGCUGAAGUUCGUGGCGAGCCGUUUCCUGCCACAUACGACGAAUGGCUGCGCACGCCCAGCUCUAGACUGCGCAAUGGCCAGACCAACUCUUGGAAGCUGUGGAGGCGGCGUCAUCCAGGACCCCUGGCAGAAGUGCUGAAGGAUCGAGAAGGCUGGGAGCUGUAUGUGAAGAAGCUACAGUCGUCAGGUUCCCAGGUGCCGGAGUCGUAUGAAGAGUGGAUGGAUUCGCCACAGCGGAGGCGCCAGGAAGCGACGAUGAACUGGGCUUUGUGGCGCAGGAAAAACAGAGGACCGAUGCUGGAAGUGCUGCAGGAUCCGGAAGGGUGGAAGCUUUAUAGCGCAAUGAAACAGGCAAUUAGCGGCACCCCGUGCGAGCAGUUCGAAGAUUGGCAGAAUUCAGUGGGUAGUGACCCCUUGGGCUGGCGACUCUACCGUGCUGCAUUCGCUGGUCAGAAAGCUCUUCCCGAAACAUACGCAGAGUACAUUGAAGGCCGACAGCCCACCAUCGCGUGGCUGGCAUGGCGCCGUCAGCAUCCGGGCCCGCUGGUUUCCGUAUUGGCCGAUGACGGCGGCUGGGCUCUGUACAGGGACCACAUGCUGGCUACAGGCAAAACUAUUCCUCAGGACUUCGAGGAGUGGGCUGAAACCCAUCGCGCCGCAACCACUAAUGGUAACUCCAGACGCGGGAAACGUACAGUAUCUCCUCGUGAGGAGGCCAUGGGAGCGCAGCAAGUUAUUGUGCAGUGA